CCCCGAUAGAACCCAUUUAUUUUCUAUGAGGUGCAUCUAACUGCACCGUCUUAGCCAUGGAUACUAGAAAACCUUAGGCGUCUAGGGAGUGUGCUUGUAAUCAGAUUUAACAGAACAUGGCGGAAAUGUUACAUUCUACACGGUAACAAUAAUGUAGCCGUGUGUGUGUGUGGAAAACAUCGCUACAAGAGGCCGCUAUCGAAUGUAGAAAAAUCAAAGAUGGCAGCCGCAUUGGGGGAUACCCCCAGUAGCUGGGAUAAUCAUGGAGAUAGUACAGAUGCUGUGGUAGAUCAAACCCGUGCUCUGUCUCUCCUGAUGGACAAACUACAUGGACGCGCUGCCCAGCACAAAAACUGGGCUGAAAGCAUCAAGGCAGUCCGUAUGGCCAUCAUGAAUGACAAGCGGCAGCAGUCGGAUGCUUUGGAGAGGAUGCACAUACAGACAUGUUUGGACAAACUUCAUCGGGCCAUUAAAGUGGUGAAUCAACAGUCUUUACUGGAGAGGUUGGAAUCCAUUGCCCGUCAGUUGGGUCUUAGCUUCAGUGUGCCUUCCUCACCAGAGAACCGUGCUGUCAUCAGCUCUGAGAUGUUCCAAGUGGAAAUUAUCAUGGAGACUGGGGGUGUAGUAAAGGAUGUCAAGGUUUUUCACAAUGGAGAUCCAACGAGUUGUGAGGAGCUUACAGAAAUAUUAAGCAAGGGGCAGUUUGACGAGUUUGUUGUUCACUUGGAAGGUCUGCAGGAUAUCUACAAGAUACCGGGUGACAAAAAACAGAAGUCAAAGGCCUUCUUAGCCUUGCAUUCUCUGGAGACAGAUCUCAACAACCUUGCUCAGCUACAAAGUGCUAUUAAGGGGGUGGCCAACUGUAUCCACAAGUCACCGCUAGGAAUUCUGCUGCCAAGGAAAGGUGGAUGUCCAAUGAAAUUGAUUUACUUUGUUUCACCAUAUGAUCUGUUAGACAAGAAAACAAAAUCACCACAUCCGAUGACAGUAGAAGCUAUUACGGAGUACGAGCUAGGCCAAAGUGUGACCGUGUGUAUAGAACCCUGCAAUCCUAAUAAACUACAAACCAUGCCACUGAUGAGUGUUGUCAAACAAGAAGGCAAGAGUCUUCCUUGCUUCCAAGGCCUUUCCAAUGUUAACAGCUGUACACUGUCUGCGAGUUUUGUGUUGGUUCUGCCUCAGCCGAUUCCAGUGGCCAUGUCUAACGUGCAAUCUAUCCAAAGUGUUACAGAACUAGAUGUGAUAUCUGUUGGUGAGACGAAGCCCUUGUUACAGCUUAUAAAGCAACGUGCAGCCAAAACACAGAAUCAUACAGAGGGCAAUGAAUUUUUUGUUACAUUGCCUGACCAGCAGCAUGUUUACUUUAUGUGUGACAUCAGUGGGUGUUCACUUGACCAGCCGGCCGUGAUGGUCAGCAGAAUCCCGUUCACACAUCCGACCAGUGUGGCUCAAGUCCUUAACCACCUACGACAACAAGUCAUCUUUAAUACUGUUAUAGAGAGUUGUAUUCGGCCAAACGCACAGCAGGAUAUUAAGAGUUCGGUAGUGUUUGAUUUAGCUGCAGCCUCCCUACAGAGUCUGACGGUUACGUUUGAGCAUCCAUUACAGGAUACCAUGGUUACAGCUGAUGUCGACUUAUGUGAUAUAACCAAUGUCAAGUUCAAAGUGUGUAUAGGCCAGGAUGGUGAGGAACUCUGCUCGGAUGACAUAGCAACGAAAAUAUUCCAAAGGUGUUUAUCUAUACCUGUAACCCUGAGAUCCGUAAUUCAUAAAGUGUCAGAAAAGCUACGCAAGGAGCCGUCACCGGAACCUGUACAAACUAACCACAGGAAGCAGUGGCCAAACUUUCUACCUAUUCGCUACAAUCCUGUUCAUUUUCCCAUAGAUAAUAAACAGACAAAUCUACUACACAAUCUGUUGCCACCACAACAAGUGCCCAUCAAGAUGCAGCCUAACAUAGCUGUACCUGUGGGCCUACCUCAGAACCCAGUAAUGGACACUAGCACCACUCCCACGGAUGACAAGCCUAGUAGUAAUCCCCUCCUGGCUACUCUUCUGGACCAGGACUCUCCCAGUCCUGAUUCAUCUCCUGUUAACGAAAGUCCCAUGUUGUCCAAGUUACUGGGAGAUGAUACUCCAGCCCUAGCUUCCAGUAUCCCCGCCCCACGGGCACAGAAACCUAGAAAACUUGGCAAAAGACGCUCGCGAGAUACGCUCAGUGGACGGAGUCCAAAGCAUCGAGUGUCAGACAGUGAUAGUAGUAGUGUUAGUAUGGACCAUUUAGAUUCCAGUAUUUCUUUUGAUGACUUACAUCAUCCUGGCACUGCUGGAGGUGGGGGAGGAGGACCAGGGGGAGGGGUGGGUCAUCCUCACCCUCAAACCAUAGACCUUACCACUCCUGAACCAUAUCCCAUGGAAUCACCCAUGAAGAAGUUAGAAAACACUUUGGAUAGAAUUAUACCAAAGGACCAACAGCAAUACCAGCAGCUUCAGCAACAACAGCUACACCAACAACAACUCCAACAGCAGCAUCAGCAACACCAACACCAACAACAACAACAGCAGCAACAACAUCAACAGCAGCAAAACCAACACCAGCAACAAAACCAGCACCCGCAACAAAACCAACAUCAACAACAAAACCAACAUCAACAACAAAAUCAACAUCAACAACAAAAUCAACAGCAGCUGCAAUACCCGCCACAGCACGAUCUACACAAUCGACAGGAAAACGAAUUAUCCAUGUUGUUAUCCGAUGGCAAGGACGCGGAUAACAGAAAUUUUUACCCAACAUCCAAUGCCGGGUCAAAAAACGAGAUAUCGUCUACCUCUCUUGAGGCGCUCCUCAUAGGGUCGGGAGAGGUAACAAAGACAACAGAUCCAAGCUUCUACACAAACAGUCAAACCAACCUUCGCGGGGAACUCAGAAAGGGACUGACAUCACCGGGAGUGGUGAGACAAAACUCUAAUCAAAAUGCUCAAAACCAACAUUCCGGGGAGUCGGGGGAACACAAUCCCUCUAGUGUUGGCUCUUCCCGCGGUUCAACUAGCUUUUCCCCUAACUAUAGUGAUUGUGACACUCCAAGGGAAAACAAUUAUAAGUCUUGUGAUAGUCAUCCGUACAGUCUGAGUGCAAUGUUGAGUAGCAAUGUUAGCAGUGGUGCUAACAAAACGGCAGCUAGCUUUCCCACCACACAGAUGGUGUAUAGCAACAACGUCAGUGUGCAACAGCGAGAAAUUAAACUUGAAAAGAUGGAAAAUUCCUCUCUAAGAUCGCUAUUAGAUGGAAAGAGUCGAUUAGAAAACAGUAUUGUGAAUAGUGAUAUUCCGAUAAAGGCGGAACGGAACCUAAAUUUGAAAUUAACAUUAAAAAGGGCACCUCGUGUUGUUGAGAGUUCACCGUCGCAUGUUAGCGAUGUAUCAUUGCCAAAGAGUAAAAGUACUGGAAUGUUUGACUUUCAAAGUGACGAUGAUGAGCCUUUUGAGAAUUUUAAGGAACGUAGAAAUAUGACAGUGAGUGUAAUUGCGCAGUCCCCUACCAGGCUCCAGAUUAAGCCUAAAAUGGCAAAUAUUUAUGAUUCUAACAGUAGCAAAGUAGACAAGUACAAAAAAAAUGAACUAAGGCAUAGUAGUAGUGUAGGAGAUACUGGCAAGAGGAAACGAAAGCUAGACUCCAAAAAAGAGAAAAAGAAACGAAAAACUGGAGACCGAGGUAGUGAUUCCAUGGGGGAGGCAGCUGUGUAUACAACGUCUACUAUGGAAACUGAGGUGAAAAGUGACAAUUUGAAAGUGAAAUUUAUCAAAAGUGGUAGUAAAGUUUCCAUGGAAAGUAGUCCAAAGACUUCAUCCCCUUCCUCUUCUAAAGACAGAGAGAAAGGAGAAAGUUCAAGGAAGGCUUCUAAAGAACAUUCAGACAAGUACGAAGUGUCUUCAGUAAAGAGUAAAUCCUCGUCAUCUAGUAGUCAGAAAUCUUUAUCAUCAUCGCAUAGACACCGUUCGAUAUCAUCACCUAGUGUCACGGUCAGUAAAGCCGACUCCAAGCUCAUCACUAAAACGCCCACAAUAAAGCUGAAACCCAUUACCAUGCCUCACAGUUCGUCUGUAAAUGUUCCAUCUGUCAAAACUCCAACGACAAGCUCAAACUCCUCCAGCAAGAAUUCACUCACACCAACAUCAGCAACGAUAGGCCGUAUAGGGGCGGUGUCGUUGGCAACCUCUGGCAGUUCUAAAAGUGGGUCAAUGACACCGCCCCCCUCUGGGAAAUCCUCUACAUCAGCGUCAGUGAAAACGCCCCCAAUUGGCAAGGGGCCUACGGCAGCAUCUAUUUAUUCAAGCAAGUCUCAGACAUCGUCGUCUACCUCAGGGAAGUCGUCUGCAGGAUCCUCCAGUAGAAAUCUGGCAACGACCGGUCGAAACUCUACAGGGAGUCUGUCCAAAGGGUCUAACGGACUGCCAUCUAGUGGAAACAAAAUGUAUUCUUCUGAGAGGAAAGGUGGAUCGCCAUCACUCUCUGCUGGAAGAAAUACACCAAAUUCCUCUGUGAAGUCGAGUAGUUCCCUGACAAAAUCAUCUACCUCAUCCAGCAAACCCCAGUCUGGGAGCUCAACCAAUGCCGCCAAUGUGUUAUCUUUUCUCAACACAAAUGCCAGUGGAAUAGCUAGUCUACCGCCAAUACCAAAACGAUCUGCAUCCUCAUCGUCUUCUUCUUCCAACAAAUCCACUUCCACACCGCUGUCUGCAGCAAAUCCUCCCUCAUCCACUGUGUCCUCUACGUCUUCCUAUUCCUCGCCUGUAAAUGCUACAGCUGCCAUGAAAUCAUCGAGUGCUAUAAACAGUAGUAGUACCAGCACAUCAGUUUCUAAACCCAACAGUGUCUCUGGAUACGGUGGAGGCACCAACAAGGGACCGGGGGCCCCACCAUUCACAACUGCUAGUAAAGGGGGUAACCCAAUCAACAAGUCCAACAACGCCCCGGUUCCUAGCCAACAUACUGUCAAUAAAUCUGUGAGCAACAAUUCCACACCCACCAGUAAUGCUAAUCGUAGUUCUAACAAUACUGGUGUGUCUAACAGGCCUUCCCCAAUGUCUGGAACAACAAGUGACACUUCCAACAAAAGCUCAAGUAAGUCUGGUGGUACACCUUCUUCGGGUUCUAAUAACAUUAACAACCAUGGUGUCAACAACAAAAUCUUCCCUCCAAGCACAGCAUCACACAACUCCAGCAGUAGUAAGCCUAGCCACACAUCUGUCAACAGCACAGAGCGUGAACCAGUGAGGAAGCCGUCGUUGGUGUCAACCCCUCCGACUACUGUCAGUAGUAGCAGCGUUACUGCAAGUGUUAACAGCACAGUCAGUAGUACUGUAAGUGGUGGUUGUACAACUAGUAGUCCUGUUAGUACAACCGUUACCAGUACAGUCACUGUGACUGUCCCGUCUGUCAGUGGAGGAAACGGCAGCACCCCGGCUACUCACACCUCACCUAGUAGUUCUACAGGAGGAGGGACAGCUUUGUCCGCAAGCGCUAUGGCCAAAGCUCGGGCAAGGAAAAGUUCCUUGUCUGCCGUCAUAGACAAACUCACAAAGUCCAGUCAGCAGAGUGUUCAUGUUAGUAGUGUUCCCGAGGGUGGUGAAGAGUCUCCAGGUGGGGAGGAACGCGGGUACGACGAUGCCUUUGAGGCGGAAACAGAGCUGCAGGAAGGUGGCGCUGCUGCUGUCAAGAAAUUCGUAAAUGCCCAGCCCAGUGAGGUGGGCAAAAGUGUGAGCAACAAGUCUGUACAGGGCAGAGGGCGACCAGAAACUGUAGACAAUAAAGGUGUACCUAGUGCCCAGAAGUCACCUGGUAACAAGGGCUGUGUAGACAGUCCAAGUAAAAAGGGAGGGGGUGGUGAGACUUGUAAAUCAUCAGCUCCACGCGAUGGACGUAGUGACUCCAGAAAUUUGUUCUCAUCAAUCAUGGAUAGUUUAUCGUAUGAAGAACAGACUUCCAAGGGAGAUAAAUCUGUAGGUGAAAGUGAUAAAAGUGUAUCCAAUUCCAAAAAUAAUUCAUCGUCACAAGUUCUGAAUGUUGGCAGUAAUGAACGUGAGGGUGGAUCAGUGUCACGGGAUGUUGACCACCCUAGUCCUGCUAAAAAAGCGAGAACUCACUCUCCAAAAACAAAUCCCAACAAAUUCAAUGGGGAAACAUCCUCACCUAGGGAUGCGGAAAGAAAGGGUGAAAAUGAAAAGGAUUUCUUUAAAGUGCCAACACCCAAGUCUAACAGUGUUGAAGAGAAGGACUUGGAGGACACAGAGAAUUUGGUAGUGAGGAGAAAGGCGCGGACUAGUACGACUAGACCAGUUCUGAGUCCAGCUAGUCCUGCCAGUAGUCCAGAAAAUCUUAUCAUUGAUUGUCAGACAAUGUCUCCACGCACGCUCCAAAACAAAACCAACUCUCCGCAGUGUAACCAGGACAUCGCCGACACGGUCAUAGAAAACAACAGAAGGAUCAACUCCAGCAUCAAGACUUCCAAGACUCACACGCCAUCUCCAAAGUUAAAGGGAACGCCUCCAACGAAUUCUCCUAUCACCGUGGUGACCAAGGACCACUCCAACCCUAGUUCUGUUUCAAACCCCUCUCCGUGUGACAUUGAUGAUGACCUCAUGAAUGAGGCCAUUAUGGGCUUCAACAGCUGAAUUUGUGUUGUAGUAAGGGUGUGUUCAACAGCUGAAUUUGUGUUGUAGUAAGGGUGAGUUCAACAGCUGAAUUUGUGUUGUAGUAAGGGUGUGUUCAACAGCUGAAUUUGUGUUGUAGUAGUAAAGAGGUGACUCUGUCAACAGUCUGCCAUAGUCAAAUCACUGUAGUAGCCCUUCCACUUUCAAGACAGUCAAUCUUUAGUGUUUCUGGUAAGCUGUUAAAAUUUCACAUAUCUAAUAUUUUGGGGCAGUGUAAGUCGGACCUAGUAUUAAAAUUUGCGCAACCACUCUUUGUUUAACAUGUUCAGCAGUAAACACUUCUGUAAAUCACUGCUUUUUAUUUUUACGAUAUUGAUAAUGAGCGCGAAUACAGCGAAAUUAAAUGCUCUGCAAAUAUUACCAGCUACACAGUGACUUGUCUUACAGAGCACACGUUCAGUAACAUAUAUUGUAUACUGUCAUAGGUACGUUAGUGAUAAGAACUUAUUAAUCAGUUGUACUAAGGUGGUUGUAUGCUGAUGUCCUGAUAUCGAUCUUACAUUUUGGUAUAAAAGGUAAUAACUUAAGUUAUUUUUCCAUGGUCAGGAUGCAUGUUAUUUAGUGAUGUGCUGAUCGACAAAGUACUGAAAAUAAUUGUAUGAUUGAACUGCAGGGGAAUGAAUCGUACUGUAAGUUAGUACAUCAACAGUAGUUGGUCUAGUCAAGCUUCUCAGAAUCAUUAUUUUUCAAAUACAAUUUUGAGCCUUUGGUUUACCUUUUGAAUCUAAAAAAAAAAACUUGUCAAAAAGAAAAUACUGUUCCAAAAUAUUUUUACUGUCAAUUAAGAAUCAGAUAAACUCGUUUAUCUAAGAAUAACCAUAAAUCAUCUAAGAAUAACCAUAAAUCACAUUUAUAAAUUAUAAAUAAAGCUUUUGGAUGUUUUAAUAAUUUGGAAGUUAUUGUCAUGGGACUAUUUUUUAUACAUUUGUCACUUUGGAAUCAUAAUAUAAGGUGGAAGAUGAUUAACGUUAUCAUGAUUAAACUUUGAAUCUCAAAUUGUCAGGAGUUGGGUUCAGGAUUUAAGCGAUGAUGGGGAAAGCUGUUUUUCAGACUAGGCAUUGGCUUGAGGCAGAUGUGAUGGAGGGAAAGCUGUUUUUCAGACUUGGCAUUGGCUUGAGGCAGAUCUGUGAUGAUGGGGAAGCUGUAUAACGGAGUGGGUGGAUAUUUUGUUUUAGGUCUGUCAAACUGAUUAUAACUGUGAAUGAGUAACAUCUUAAAAGGGAGAUCUUUAUAAGUGUAGAUGAAGGAUGAAUAACUAGUCAUAAUUGAGAGAUGAGGGGGGAAAUAGUUGAUGUAUAACGAGAGUAAGACAUGAUGGGGCUAUUAUAGUGUUGUAUGUUGUAUGUCCUAGGAUAAGAGCUAAGUAUGGUGAUCUUGUGUGGCAAAGGCCAAUCACAAAAAGGUUCAGGAAAACUAAUUGUUAUGAUAGUGCUUUGAUUGAACAACACUGUUGUGUUGAAAUAUGAGGAGAUACAAGGCGAUGAGUAUGAAUUUACUCCAGUAGUAAUAGCGAACACUUAUUGUUGUAACCAAGUCCAUCGAGUGAUCCUUAGUGCUACAGUAUAAUGAAUAUGUCAGAUAAAUCAGUACAAGGCUUAGCACCAGAUAACAGGUAUUAUUAAAUAUGGGUAUGUUCAUGUUGACCUUGAUGAGGGCAACCUCCAUUUAAUGAUGUCAUGAGUUGUAUUUAAGAUCUCAAUCUAUCUCCAGUAGCCUCCCUCGUAGAUUUUGUGAAGAUCAUUUCAUGCCAAGCUUAAUACCUUUCUUGGAAAUCCGUUAUACUGUCAAAAUCUUUUAACUUCAUUAACAGUUAAAGCAGUAUUUGAUGUUGAAAGUCCUCUAAACCUUUUUUUUUGUAUGUUUGUUCCUUCACAAGAAGUCGAAUAUGUAUGUAAACAAUUUUCCAAAGAAUGUUCAUUCAAAAAUCACUUUUUGACCUUAUUGUGUGACUCUUUAAAUUAUGAAUUGUAUUCAAUUUGCUCAAUAUCACUGCCAAAUUUGUAUUCUUUUUAAAGUCGUUCAUGAUGUCAUGUUAGCCAUGGUAGUAGUAUUUUAAUAUUUAAAUUUGCUGUCAAAGUAAAUGUCUUGCUCUUUAGAAAAUGCUUGAUGAAUCUUUAAUAAGUUUAAGGCUUUAGAGAAUUUAUAAUAAGUUUAAGGCUUUAGAGAAUUUAUUUAACAAGUUCAUUAAUUUGGUAUGGUAUUAGUGAGUAAACAAAAAAGAUAAAAUAGUUUUCUUAUAAAUUAGUAUGAAGGAUUCUGAAUAUCACUUUAAUAUCCUGUAGGUGUACCAUAUGAUAUACUUACAUUAUAUUAAAAUAGAUUGUCAGAAUCAUUCGGAUUUGUUUCUCACUUCUAAGGCAAUGGUGUCACAAUGAGUGAUGUAACAUGCGUAGCAUACAAAUUUAUGACAUGGCUGAAAAACAUGGCAGAACAGGCCAGCGAUGUGAUAACUAAUGUUGAACUCUACUAGGUUUUAGUAUUGGAGAAAUGAUAGCCAGUUCUUCUUGGUGUUAGUCUAUAAAGUUAAAUAUUAAAUAUUAAGUACUGUUCAGGGACAUUCAGUGUUGACUGUUGUAUUUUAGGGAGAUUUUGUAAGAUAACUAAACAGUUAAAAAUACUUUGUAACAUUACAUUUACAAACUUAUUUAUUUAUUCAGCUUACAUGAUCUUCUGGUAUGUUGCAUUGGGGUCUGUGAAAUCUUACAAUAUUGCACUUGAACUUAAAAAUAUGAAAGCAGAAAAUAUAUACACAGCCAAAGUUUUAGGUGGUGAAGAGCAUGUUGUGUAUUAACGUGUUUACUGUAGCUUCGUUGUGUAAUUUAUUGUUUGUACUUUUACUUGGCAUACAUUUUUAGUCAGAACUUUGUUGAUACAACAUCUGUAUGUAAACAGCAUAUCUUUUCUCUGGUGAGUCAGAAUCAACAGUCAAUAACUACCCUGGAAAGGUUGAUGGGAGACAUGUUUUUAUUCUGAAAACCUUUUUGUUUUUAAUAUGCCACUGCAAUAUAUAGAAUAUGUUUUAUGUGAAAAAUAGUAAUUUUAAAAAAAUCAUUUCUUCAGUUUUUUACAGGGUAGAUUGGCUGUUAAAUGAAAAAUCAGCUGUUUUAAUGCUUCUGAUUGGAAAGAAAUUAACUACAUGUAUAUUGAGAAAGCAGUUUAUAAUAUAUUGUGUGCAUGUCUUAACCGACAGAUAACAGGUCAGUGAGAUUAAUUUUCUGGUCUUGUCAAACCACACUUCAUCAACAAGUUGACCUGAUCUCAUAUCUCUUUUUAUCUUUGAUAUUAAGGUACAAAAAUGUAUAAGCAAGACUGCCUGUUAAUGAGUGACAAAGGCCCUAGGUAGUUGUGUGGUACACAUACUUCAAAUAAUGAAAAUUGAGUAUUGUAUUCACGUACAUAAUUAGUAGUUAAUUUUACAUGUUUAAGGAAAGUAUAUGCAUAAUUAUUAUAUUAUAUGAAAGUUUAAAAAGUGGUCAUUAAUCAUUUUAAAUUCAAACUCAAAAUGUAUUUCAGAUUAUAUCAAUCCUUUUGUAAUCAGAAUGAAAUCAACGGUGAAAGGGAUUAAUCGUUACAAUGAAACAAAAUUUCGUAUUGAUUUUGAUAAGCGUAUGAUUUUUACACUACUGAUAAGCGUAUGAUUUUUACACUACUGAUAAGCGUAUGAUUUUUACACUACUGAUAAGCGUAUGAUUUUU
Pecten maximus is the source of this 10406-nucleotide messenger RNA. Its product is annotated as mediator of RNA polymerase II transcription subunit 1-like. The transcript is spliced from 16 exons. Lineage: Eukaryota; Metazoa; Mollusca; Bivalvia; Pectinida; Pectinidae. Gene Ontology annotation, cellular component: mediator complex. The coding region runs from base 220 to 6672 and encodes 2150 amino acids. Gene Ontology annotation, molecular function: transcription coregulator activity. The record is from RefSeq and is a predicted model, not a curated record. Gene Ontology annotation, biological process: regulation of transcription by RNA polymerase II.